This is a messenger RNA of Schizophyllum commune H4-8, 1027 nucleotides long. RefSeq lists its product as uncharacterized. The record is from RefSeq and is a predicted model, not a curated record. Gene Ontology annotation, molecular function: mRNA binding. The transcript has 6 exons. Gene Ontology annotation, cellular component: nucleus. NCBI's taxonomy places the organism in Eukaryota, Fungi, Basidiomycota, Agaricomycetes, Agaricales, Schizophyllaceae. The coding region runs from base 99 to 863 and encodes 254 amino acids. Gene Ontology annotation, biological process: mRNA export from nucleus.
UUCGUCUCGACCACCACCAUCGUUGCUGCCACUCAUCUUCGCCCUUGCUUCAGCUGCCCUCCGCUCCUCUGACGCUCUGACCUCUGCUUGGUUCUACGAUGGCUUCUAUCCGAAGGAAUGCUCGUAAGCCCUACAGUCGCCCCAACGUCAAUGAUAAUUGGGUACACGACCGCGCUCCCGGCGCCAAGCAAGCCGCCGCCCCUCAGACCAAUGGCCUGGGCAGGGGACCAGCCACGCCCGCUUCGGCGCGCCUCGUGGUGUCCAACCUGCACUACGAACUCACGCCGCUCGAUCUUUCCAAAAUCUUUGGCCAGGCAGGCACUUUGGUGCGCGAACCGCAGAUCAGGUAUGACCGCAGUGGUCGCUCCACCGGUACCGCGAUCAUCACGUACGAGACGGUGGACGACGCGAAGAAGGCGAAGAACCUGUUCGAUAACAAGACUGCGAAAGGUCAAGCGAUGAACAUCGAGUUCGCUGCGCUGCAACCGAGGCCGCAGCGUGCCGCAAGCGCGCCGUCGACCAUGAAGCUGCUGAACCGUAUUGAGAAGCCGUCACUUAUCGAUCGCCUGAGUAGCCAGGAUGAUACAGCGGUCGCGCAACCGAAAGGGAACGGCCGCAAUGGUAAGGGCGGUCGCGCUGAGGGUGGUGUCGGUCCCGUGCGCAAUAAGCGUGGUGGCAACAAGCCUAAGGAGCCCAGGCAGAAGAAGAAGCCUGCGACGGCAGAGGACCUCGACCGCGAGUUGGAGGCGUUCAUGCAGGAGCCGGUGGCAAAGAGCGGGGAGAAGAAGGACGAGGCUGCCAAUGCCGAGCAGGCGGCCGAGGCGCCCAAGCCUGCUGCUGGCGAGGACGUGGAAAUGGCCUGAGCUUGUCAGUGAUGUGUUCGGUUCGAAGACGCUGCUUGACACGCUACUCGUCUUCUUGAUGUUACGGUUCUUCUGUGUAUCCUUGCUUCGACAUACACGAGUAUAGACGUUGAUGCUCGAUCUCUGUCCUAUGUACCAUACAAAACAGUGUAAUGCCCCCAUGA